Messenger RNA from Dictyostelium discoideum AX4, 1656 nucleotides. RefSeq names its product 4-coumarate-CoA ligase (gene 4cl3). The transcript is spliced from 2 exons. The record is from RefSeq and is a predicted model, not a curated record. Bases 1 to 1656 code for a protein of 551 amino acids. NCBI's taxonomy places the organism in Eukaryota, Evosea, Eumycetozoa, Dictyosteliales, Dictyosteliaceae. Gene Ontology annotation, molecular function: 4-coumarate-CoA ligase activity; catalytic activity.
AUGAUUAGAAUAAUUAAUGGACAAACUUAUUUCACAUCAAAAUACCCAAAUAUUAUAAUACCAGAGAAACCAAUACCACAUUUAAUUUUAAAACAUAUAAGAUAUAAACCUGAUCAAGUUUUAUUAGUUGAUGGUUUAACUUUUAAAGAAUAUUCUUCACAUUUUGUCGCUGAUACAAUUGAAAAGGUUGCAUGUGGUUUAAAUAAAUUAAAUAUUAAAAAAGGUGAUGUACUUGGAGUAAUUCUACCAAAUUUACCAGAAUAUGUACCAAUAUUUCAUGGUACAUUAUUGAUGGGAGGCAUUACAUCAUUAGUUAAUCCAGACUAUACAAUUGAAGAGUUAUCACAUACAUUAGCAACAGUUUCACCAAGAUAUUUAGCAGUAACAUUAGCAGUAUAUGAAAAGAUUAAAAAUGAUUUAAAAAGAGUUUUUCCAAGUGUUGAAAAAGUGAUUUUAGUCGAUAUUGCAGGUCAAACUUUAAAAGAAAUUGAUCAAUUAACUUUAUCUAGUGAUGGAAUUGUAAUGUCGUUUAAUCAAUUAACUAAUAAUAAUGGUAAAGAUUACCCAAUCGUUAGAAUUGAUCUAACGAAAGAUACAGCUAUUAUUCCAUUUUCAAGUGGCACAACUGGAUUAUUUAAAGGUGUUUGUUUAAGUCACUAUAAUCUAGUCUCAAAUACAUAUCAAACUCAAACCAUUGAAACAUCAACCUAUAAAAAGAAUGAUAGCGUUAUUGGUGUCUUACCAUUCUUUCAUUCCUUUGGUUUAAUGUUACACAUAAUGUUGAUGGUGAAACAAGGUUAUCGAAUUGUUACCUUACCAAAAUUCGAACCAGUUAGAUUCUUGGAAUUAAUUAAAAAGUAUAAGGUUGCAAUGUCAUUCAUUGUUCCACCGAUUGCUAUCAUGUUUGCAAAAUCACCAAUCGUCGAUAAAUUUGAUCUCUCAAGUUUACGUACACUAUUUUGUGGUGCUGCUCCAUUAGGUUCAGAGAUUGAAGAUUUAAUUAAAGAAAGAUUCAAAGGCAGACUUGUAAUUAAACAAGGUUAUGGUGCUACCGAACUUAGUCCAUGUUGUUUUGUAACCCCAAAUGGAUUAGUUAAAUCGGGUUCCUCUGGUACCCUCUUACCCAAUCUAUUAGCUAAAAUCAUCUCUUCAGAGACUGGUGAGAAUUUAGGUAUGGGUGAAAAGGGUGAAAUCUGUAUUAAAGGUCCAAAUGUUAUGUUGGGUUAUUAUAACAAUGAAAAGGCAACCAAUGAAGUCAUAGAUAAAGAUGGAUUCUUAAAAACUGGUGAUAUUGGUUAUGUUGAUGAAGAUGGUUAUUUCUUUAUCAUCGAUAGAUCAAAGGAAUUGAUCAAAUGUAAAGGUUUCCAAGUACCACCUGCUGAAUUAGAAGCAUUACUAUUAUCUCAUCCAAAAGUUGCAGAUGCCUGUGUAGUAGGUCUUUCAAAAGGUGAUAUGGGUGAAGUACCAAGAGGUUUCGUUGUUAUUAAACAAAAUGAAUCUCUUACUGAAAAAGAACUCUUGGAUUGGGCUCACCCAAAAAUUGCAAAUUAUAAACAUUUCAGAGGUGGUAUCUUUUUCAUACCUGCAAUUCCUAAAUCUGCAACUGGUAAACUAUUACGUAAAAAUCUUAAAGAUUUUAAUAAUCUAAAAUUAUAA